Messenger RNA from Pseudomyrmex gracilis, 3415 nucleotides. Its product is annotated as gametogenetin-binding protein 2-like. The coding region runs from base 1203 to 3308 and encodes 701 amino acids. Gene Ontology annotation, cellular component: cytoplasm; nucleus. The transcript has 12 exons. NCBI's taxonomy places the organism in Eukaryota, Metazoa, Arthropoda, Insecta, Hymenoptera, Formicidae. The record is from RefSeq and is a predicted model, not a curated record.
CGAGCAAUUCACGUUAUUCGUGAACAUCUAGUCCUUGCUAUAACAAUAAGUUACUGUAUAUUUUCGCGUUUGUCUCUUUUUAGAUUAUUUAUUAUUUAUUAUUUUAACGAACACAAAUAUAAGAAUGUAGAACUUUGAGAAUCAAUCGUUUCCGCGCCGCAAUCCUCGCUCCUUUUCCACUUUGUAUUUACCACGCUGUCUCAUGUGAUCGGACGAGCAUGCGUACGAUAGAACUGAUGCGCGCCGCGCAUCUCGCGAAGAGGGAGGGAAAAGAAAAUAGAACUACAAAACUUGCAGGAGGAUAUCUCGUUGCAACGUCGUUGCUUUUAUGAAAAAAACUUUAAUAAUUAAUUGAUUAUCUGUUGUAUAUAUAUGUCGAAAGUCUAAAGAGAGCAUGUACGCGUGUAAAAUUUAUAAAAUUUUCUCUGCUGCGCGUGUGAAAUUUAUGUAUAUAAAAUGAAAACAAUGUAGGGUAUAACGCGCCACAACAAGUUUCAUAUAUACUUGUUAUCAAAACAGAAUUACUACUAGAGCUCUCAAAGACUCGAAAAGACAGAUCGACCUUGCGUAAAUCCUCACGAUAUGCGAGAACAAUGCAAUCUGUUGUUUUUACAACGUUUUAAAUUCGAUGGGAUAGCUUUGUGAAAAGCUCGUAAAAAUCUUGAAAACCGAUACGCGAGAGAGAAGGAAUGCUCUUCUUAUAGCGUAAGAAACUUUUGGUGAAGAACCUUUGCUUUCGCACAUUUGGAAAUUUUCCCGUUAAAUCGCGGCGGUUAACGAGAGGGGGGCGGAGACACGAUUAGAAGACAAGUAGGAUACAAUGGUGACGCAUCGCCGGUAGAGAGUACAACGUGUGUAUAUUGUAUGUAUGUACAAAUUCUCGACGUAGGGCGGAAGCAGAUAGCGACAGACGGCGACUCUGUACGUUGCAAAUGGCAGAUCGUAUGUGGUGACACUCCGUCACUUUGUUUGCAUCGCGGUGCGGAUAACAACCGUUUCUUGCGCGGAGGAAAUCAAACGUCGAGGAUCUACAACGCGAGAGAGGCGAUUCGUUGGGGCGCGUUGACCGAGCCCUGACCUCGAAGAACGCAAGAGAAAAAGAAAGAAAGAGAGAGAUAGAGAGGGAGAACGAGAGACACUCCAAGAGCAAGCGCCUAAAACGAAAGAAGGGAUCCGAGUCUCCGAAUCGAAUAGAAAAAACGAUGGCGAGACUGGUGGACGUUUUGCGGGACGAUGACCCGACGAAGCUGGCGUGCAAUCAAUUGCCCCUCAUUAUCGACGGGAACGUGACGAUGAUUAUGGACAUAAGUAACUUAGAAGCAAUUUAUGAUAGUCCUUUGGUUCGUGGCAAACAACUGGACGACUUCAUGAGAAAGUUUGAUAUGCUCACAAAGAAGGAGAUUAAGGCAUCUUUUAAAAUCACCUGCAAGGACAUAGUCGCUAUUUUAGGCCAGGCGGAACCGUGUGUCGGUUGUAGGAGAAGUGUUGAAAGAUUGUUCUACGACUUAAUGAAGUCGGGACAUCCUGCCUUAGACCCAUUGGUUAUUACUCCUGAUGGCACGCUCUCAAUAAAAGACGAGGUUCUGGAAUCGCCUCAGCAACUUUUUACAAUAUUGCACGGACACAGCGCUAGAUUAAAUAAUUUAGUAGAGAAACAGCCGAGAAAUCGAAAAUCACAACGAUGUGUGUUGCACUCUCUGGAGAUCCAACGGAUGCGUCCGCCGCCGAAUGCGUGGAGGGAAGUGUGGGAUUGCAUGGAAUUGCCGUGCAAGCAGGAACUGGCUUUGAUAGAGACCGACACGCUUGACGACACUUUGGACAAUUAUCUUCGUAAACAUAGGUUUUGCGCAGAGUGCCGUAAUAAGGUAUUGUUGGCGUCGUCUCUUCUGACCCGUGAACCCGAACCUACGAAGGAAAAAGGUUACGUGGCAGUAUUAUAUUCCGGAAUUAAACGUUGUAUAUCGGAAAAUCACGUCCACUUGCCAGCGAUCACGGAAUACAUCGGUACUCUCAUCGGUCGGGCGCAACCGGAGCUCAUGGGAAGAGAACGCCACGCGAAAACGCUAGAAAUUGCUCAAGAAGAAGUACUUACGUGCUUAGGUAUAUGCAUAGCGGAACGAUUGCACAGAGUCCACCGACGUCUGAAGGAGGGAGAAACGGUGUGUAAAGUAUUAGCCGCGGUCGCGGUGGACGCGUUAUCCAGAAAUUUUCAGAUGGCAGUCGAGGUGAAACAAGGUAUUUCUCAGUUAGAACUGUUGUACGAGGAACUCACGAGGGAGGAAAUAGCGAAACAACAAAGGCGUGAGAAGUUACGGCUGAAACGUAAAAAGAAGAAGGAACGGCGUUACGAGACGGAAGAAAAGGAAAAUUCCUGUGACUGUGCGAGCGAGAGACAAAGUGAAUCGUCACCCUGUACCUGUGCAGAAUCCAAACCGACUACGCAAAACAUCAACCGUCACAAGUUGCAGGUCUUGGAUCCUAAAAACAAAGGACCGCCGACGUGUAAAUGUCCGGAUUGUUUGAAGAAAGCGAAAGCACCGAGUACAUCGCAAUCACAAAGCAAAUCAGAAAUCGCGGUGGCGUUCUCUACGAAAAAGACGGCAAACGCAACGAAAAGCAUGAGUAAAAAGGACACAGCCGAAACGAAAACGAAACUUAGUAUAAGUCAGUCAAAGCAAAGUAACGUAUCGCAUAAAAACAAACAAUUACCUCAAGAGGAUUCAUCCGAUACGUGCGAGUCUUGUAAGGAAGGUGAAAAAGUGAACAAAAAUCAGUAUAUCACAAGGAUGACGCAUUCUGAUGACGACUGCAAAGAUUCCAGAAGAGAGGAGGAUUUGAUAGAUAGCUGGGAACGAAGUAAAUCUAGUAAAUAUAACAUGUGGAUACAAGUGACGAACUUCACCGAGAAGAAAAAACAUCAUUCUAGCGAGCAAUCGUCCCAGGAUUGCGGGUACUCUUCUGAGCACAAUAUCAGUAGUUCUUCUCUCCCUAGUACACCGGAAGGCUCCGAGGUGGCCUGCAACGAUGAAUGUUGCAAUCACGAGGGAGCUUGUCACGAUAAACUUAAUCAUUCCAGUUCUAGCAUGUCUUUAUUGAUGGACAGAGGCCUGACGCUUACGCAAAUGUUGAAGGAUUCCUAUGUCUCCGAUGACGACGAGGAAGAAAGCUAUAUUCCAGCGGAGGAAGUAUUGGAGUUCAAGUCCCGGAUGUGUCAACUCGCGAAGAAACGGCAGGAACUCCGACAAACUUUGAAGGAACGUUUUGCUAUGCUGUGCAGCCAUCAGAAACGACUUUCUAUUCUUCACUAAGAAUUCCUACUUAACUAUGAGUUUCGUGAUCCCGCACUUGGAGUCAAUAAGAGCUCUCCAGGCGUUUUGCGUUCCAACUCCUAAGGGACACACGACUCCUAUUCCGG